Geosmithia morbida is the source of this 1299-nucleotide messenger RNA. RefSeq lists its product as uncharacterized. Lineage: Eukaryota; Fungi; Ascomycota; Sordariomycetes; Hypocreales; Bionectriaceae. Bases 1 to 1299 code for a protein of 432 amino acids. The record is from RefSeq and is a predicted model, not a curated record. The transcript is spliced from 3 exons.
AUGGCCUCAUCCAUAUUCCACAUCAAGGAACACGUCCUCUCGACCGCUCAUAUUCGAGAAUACGCCCGAGCAACAGGUCUGUCGCAAGACGAUGAGCUGCUCCAGCACGUCAAGCAAUACACGCCCAAGGAUAAUCCCAACCCUCGGAAGGGCGACGUGACCAUCAUCGGAGCCCACGCCAACGCAUUUCCCAAGGAGCUAUAUGAACCCCUGUGGGAGAAUCUACACCGCGAAGCCAAGGCGUGCGGCGUACGUAUCCGGACCAUCCUGAUCGCCGACGCAGCAUGGCAAGGCCAGAGCGGGCUGCUCAACGAAUCGAAGCUGGGCAAUGACCCAAGCUGGCACGACUACCACCGCGACAUACUGCACAUGAUCAACAUCCUGCGACCGCCACGCCCCCUAGUGGGCAUGGGCCACUCAUUUGGCGCCGUGACCUUGGCCAACGUGGCGCUCGCAUCACCUCGCCUGUUCAGCACCCUGGUCCUGAUGGACCCGGCCUCGUCCAGCUUCGAAGCGGCCCCUAUCGGCCGGCACGGCAGCGCCGAGGCGUCGACGAGCCUGCGCCGUCGCGACCUGUGGCCCUCCCGCGCCCAGGCGGCCGCCUCGUUCACGCGCAGCCCCUUCUUCAGGACGUGGGACCCGCGCGUGCUGGACCUGUACGUCCGGUACGGGCUGCACCCGACGUCCGAGUCCGACCCCGACGGCGAGGUCCGGCUCACCACGACCAAGCACCAGGAGGUCUUCACCUUCAGCCGACCCAGCUGGCACGCGUACGACGCCGAGGGCAGGAAUCCCAUCGACGACAACGACGUGCGCGUCGCCACCGCCCCGGAUCUGCCCCACCACGCCGCCGGCUCUGGAGACGACAGCUUCACCUUCACCUGGCCGUUUUACCGGCCAGAGCAGAUACGCUCCAUCCGCAACCUGGCCCACAUCCGCCCCUCGGUGCUGUACGUCUUCGCCCUGAUGAGCAGCCUGUCAGGACCCGAACAGAGGGAGGAGAAGAUGCGCCUCACGGGGUCGGGGAACGGCGGCAGCGGCGGCGCCAAGAACGGCAGGGUCAAGGCCGUCCUCGCCGAGAAUAACGGCCACCUCGUCCCCAUGGAGGACCCGGCCAUGUGUGCUCGCGAGGCGGCCAGCUGGAUAAGCCGGGAGAUGGAGAGGUGGUGGGCCGAGGAGCGCCAGUACGAGGAGUGGACAAGGAAGCCGUAUGCUGAGAAGGCCUGCGUCACAGACGAGUUCAAGGAGUGGACCGUCAGAGGGAUGGAACACGUUGCAAAGGCUAACGCGAAGCUGUGA